This is a messenger RNA of Cololabis saira (Pacific saury), 5410 nucleotides long. RefSeq names its product dynamin 2a (gene dnm2a). The record is from RefSeq and is a predicted model, not a curated record. Lineage: Eukaryota; Metazoa; Chordata; Actinopteri; Beloniformes; Belonidae. Bases 283 to 2973 code for a protein of 896 amino acids. Gene Ontology annotation, molecular function: GTPase activity; microtubule binding; GTP binding. Gene Ontology annotation, cellular component: microtubule; cytoplasm; membrane. The transcript has 22 exons.
ACCGGAUGGCGUUUGUGUGGAGGAAGUUUUGUUUUGCGAGUUUUCCGUCCGCUUCAACUGCUUUUCAUUAGUAGGACCUAAAAUUAUGUUUAUGUAAAGCGCGCUACAAUUAAACAUUCGGUUGUUCAAAGGAAGACUACACCACCUGGGUUUUGUGUGGCGACGGGAUUCAACAGUUUGAGUAACCCGAGAGCACCUUGCUGCUAAGCUAACGGUGCCUGGCUAGCGUCAUUAUUCUCCCGGUCUGCGUUGUGUCGGAGCUGCUGUCGGAGCUCGGGAACCAUGGGGAACCGGGGCAUGGAGGAGCUGAUCCCCCUGAUCAACAAGCUCCAGGACGCCUUCAGCUCCAUCGGGCAGAGCUGCAACCUCGACCUGCCGCAGAUCGCCGUGGUCGGCGGGCAGAGUGCAGGGAAGAGCUCCGUCCUAGAGAACUUCGUUGGCAGAGAUUUUCUGCCGCGUGGGUCAGGCAUCGUCACCCGCAGACCUCUCAUUUUGCAGCUGGUCAACAGUAAUACAGAAUAUGCGGAGUUCCUGCACUGCAAAGGGAAGAUGUUUGUGGAUUUUGAUGAAGUGCGGAGGGAAAUUGAAGCGGAAACCGACAGAAUAACGGGAUCUAAUAAAGGCAUCUCCCCCGUCCCAAUUAACUUGAGGGUCUUUUCUCCAAACGUGUUAAACCUGACCCUGAUCGACCUUCCGGGUAUGACCAAGGUUGCGGUAGGAGAUCAACCACACGACAUCGAGUAUCAGAUUAGAGAAAUGCUGAUGCAGUUCAUCUCCAAGGACAGCUGUUUGAUCCUGGCCGUCACCCCUGCUAACACCGAUCUGGCAAACUCGGAUGCUUUGAAGAUUGCCAAGGAGGUCGACCCACAAGGGCUGCGUACCAUUGGUGUUAUAACAAAACUGGACCUGAUGGAUGAAGGCACAGAUGCAAAGGAAAUCCUCGAAAAUAAAGUGCUUCCACUGCGGAGAGGUUACGUUGGUGUUGUGAACCGCAGUCAAAAAGACAUCGACGGGAAGAAAGACAUUCGUGCUGCUCUGGCUGCAGAGAGAAAGUUCUUCCUGUCCCACCCCGGUUACAGGCACAUGGCAGAGCGAAUGGGUACCCCACAUCUACAAAAGGCGCUAAACCAGCAACUGACCAAUCACAUUAGGGAUACCCUCCCUGGUCUGCGCAGUAAGCUGCAGAGUCAGCUCCUCUCCCUGGAGAAGGAGGUCGAAGAGUACAAGAACUUCCGUCCAGAUGACCCGACACGCAAGACAAAGGCCUUGUUGCAAAUGGUGCAGCAGUUUGGUGUGGAUUUUGAAAAAUGCAUCGAGGGCUCCGGGGACCAGGUGGACACCAACGAGCUGUCAGGUGGUGCCAAGAUCAACCGCAUCUUCCAUGAACGCUUCCACUUUGAGCUGGUCAAGAUUGUGUUUGAUGAGAAGGAGCUAAGGAGGGAAAUCAGCCACGCAAUCAAAAAUGUGCAUGGUGUCAGAACGGGGCUUUUUACUCCAGACCUGGCGUUUGAGGCCAUCGUGAAAAAGCAGAUUGUUAAGCUGAAAACACCCUGUCUCAAAUGUAUCGAUCUGGUCAUUCAGGAGCUCAUCAACACAUUCAGGCAGUGCACCAACAAGCUCAGUUCCUACCCCAGGCUGAGAGAGGAGACUGAGAGGAUUGUCACCACCCAUGUCAGAGAACGAGAAGGGAAGACCAAGGAUCAGGUUCUGCUGCUGAUUGACAUUGAGCUGUCCUACAUCAACACCAACCAUGAGGACUUCAUAGGCUUUGCUAAUCUUGACUACAGAAGGCUGGAUGAUGGUAGCCCCCCAGGGUACAACAACAACAGUGCUCAGCAGAGGAACACUGCGGUGAACAAGAAGAGGGCCAUUCCUAACCAGCUUGAUGGAUUCGGAGAAGUCAAGGAAGAAAAGGUAAUCAGGAAAGGCUGGCUAACCAUUAACAUCAGCAUCAUGAAAGGAGGCUCCAAGGAAUACUGGUUUGUCCUGACGGCCGAGUCCCUGUCCUGGUAUAAAGAUGAGGAGGAAAAAGAAAAGAAGUACAUGCUGCCCUUGGACAACUUAAAAAUCAGAGAUGUUGAGAAAGGCUUUAUGUCCACAAAACAUAUCUUUGCAAUCUUCAACACCGAACAGAGAAAUGUGUACAAGGAUCUUCGGCAAAUAGAGCUGGCCUGUGAUUCUCAAGACGAUGUGGACAGCUGGAAAGCUUCCUUUCUCAGGGCAGGAGUUUAUCCCGAGAAAGACCAGGUUGAUAACGAAGAGGCCGCCCCUACAGACUCCUUCUCCAUGGACCCCCAGCUGGAACGGCAGGUGGAAACCAUCCGCAACCUGGUGGAUUCAUACAUCGGGAUCAUCAACAAAUCCAUCAGAGACCUUGUGCCCAAGACUAUCAUGCAUCUCAUGAUCAACAGUGCGAAGGAUUUUAUCCACUCGGAGCUCCUGGCUUAUCUUUACUCAUCUGGGGAUCAGAACAGCCUCAUGGAGGAGUCAGCUGACCAGGCCCAGCGCAGAGAUGAAAUGCUGCGCAUGUAUCAUGCGCUCAAGGAAGCCCUGCACAUUAUCGGCGACAUCAGCGCCACCACAAUCUCCACGCCAGUACCGCCGCCUGUAAAUGGUAACUGGCUCCAGGAAAACAGCCCGACCCCUCAGCGCAGACCGGCUCCUGCGGCUGCUCAGCCCCCCAGCCGUCCGCCUGCUGUCCGGGGCCCGACACCAGGACCUCCCAUGAACCCUUCUCCCGUCUUCGGAGCUCCACUCAACCCGUCUCCAGCCUUCGGUGCCCCUCCCAUCCCCUCGCGCCCGGGCCCGCCCAUGAACGCCUUCAACAGCCAUCAGGAUUCCUUCAACGCACCACCACAGAUCCCGUCACGACCAGCCCGCGUCCCACCCGGCGUGCCCAGUCGAAGACCCCCUGGUGCUCCGUCUCACCGGCCCACCAUUAUCCGCCCUGCUGAGCCUUCCCUGCUAGACUAGAGCUGUGGCCGAGCCCACCUAGGCGUGUGUGUCUCUGUGUGGGUGUCGGUAUCUGCGCACUGUUGGCCGGUGGCAGGCGUUCAAGGGGGAAGGGCUGACUUAGAGUGAUGCAUAACGUAAAUCUUCCAGCCACAUCGAUACGUUUUAUCAUGCAAUGUUAAUAAGCUGCUAAUACUUUCCAUUUAAGUGCACAGAAAGGAAAGAAAGCCCAUAACCACUUGAAUAUUACAGUUGACAGCUCUGGAAAACAAAAACCCAGGUGAUUUCGGUGAGGCAUUGUUGCUUCCAGCGGUGGAUGAUGAUGUUUCCAAUGCAGGUUUUUUUUUUUUUUUUUGUCAUAGCUGGUCUGUUUCCUAAACAGUUACUUUUCUAUUAUUUUCCAACGUUCCCAGUGUUUUAUUACUUACGUUAUUAUUAACUUAUUAACUGGAACAGCCCCCCCCGCUGCCUCCUUUCUAGGAAGGCCCAGGCACUUUGUGUCACCUGUUGUCACGUUUCACUGGGUUUCCACGUCCCCAAUCAUUUCAUAAUGAAAAACAACAGCUUAACAUCAACAGUUUUUUUUUUUUUUUUUUUUUGGUGAUGUCAAUUAUAUAAAUAUAUAAUUUUUUUUCUUGUGUUAUUUUAUUUGAGUGAGUCGUUUUUUAAUGACCGUUAUAAAUGUAGCUUUAAAUGGAUUUCUAAUAGCAGCAGAGACGAAGCAUAUAAAAGACGCAGGACGGGGGUCACAUGACUCUGAGAGAAGAUCGUCAGCUUCCCCGUCUGCGGAUCACACUUCAACGAUGACGCGGCAUCAACUAGAUUGACAUUUGUAAUCCAUGCACUUCUAACCAUCUAGCCUUACAGGAAUCCACUCAGAACAGGGUCGUUGUGGUCAGUUUACCUGAAGACUAUGCACAAACACCCUGGAGAGGGAAAGAGAAGACAGACUCAAGGCUGUCUGGACUUGCUGAGAAGUCCACUAAUUCUCAGAUGUUCAAGUAUGACUGUUAGCCCGUUUACUCUCAGCUCAACUCCAGUUAGGUUUGAGUAGACUCUAUAUUGUCUGGAUUAGUUUAUUCCCGUAGAGCAACAUGCACAGUGCAGUUGGAUAGUUGUACAGAACUGGGUGGGUGGUGCCGGGUGUUUAGAUGACACAUUUGGGUUUUAGAGUAUGAAGAUUGACUCUGUGAGCUUUUCAAAUACCUUUUAUCAUUAUUAUUAUUAUUACUGCUAUCAUAUCUGCUUCCAUGCAUUAAAAAUAUCAUUGUAUAUAGCUCGCCUACACUGGGAUUUGGCUCAUGUUUCAAUUCAUUGCAGAUGCAUAAUAUCAGUAGUAAUCAAAGCCCAGCCUGUCGAAAUGCAACUGUAGUUUUGAAAUGAGGAGUCACUAACCCCUGUCUUAUCAUUUAUUUAAAUUCUGUGGAGGGGGGAAAUAUUGGUCAUACUUUAUUUAUAAUCUGGGCAUUUCUCAUGUCUUUUCAUGUUUUUGGUAGCAGUUGUAUCAGCUCUGGACAACAUUAUUUUAUCCAGUUUCCUAGCUUUUGCUGAAUUAUUAUGGGGUUUCUGCUGCAGGGGUUGGCUGUUAGACUGUAUUGGGAGUGCACUUGGGUUUUGAUACACAGCUGUGAUGAUUUGCUGAUAAAUAUCUUUGGAUUGCAUUUAGUUUUGUUUUUUUUAAGCCAUUAAAAUCUGUUUCUCAUGAACAUCCUCAGAUGUUUGGGGGGAGGGAUGUGGGUCAGGCGACAGUAAUGAUGGGUUACUUGAAUGUUUUUCUUCUGCUUUUGGUUUGAUCAGUUCUGGUGGGAGUUGUGGUGUAUAAACUCACAUCCUGUCUAGAGAAACAGCCUCGACUUUCCUCAGGUAAGAGGAUACAGACAACCUGACAAUUACAAUUAAACCAAAAAAAAAACAAAAAAACAACAAAUUGACAAUUCGGUGAAGUUCAAAACUGUAGCCUCAAGACAGAAUGUGCUUUUUUGUUAUUUUUAUCUUAUUUGUUUCCAGGACUUGCUGAGUGACAAAGCUAGAAGAGAUAAUUUGAUUCUAAAAACAGCCAAAAGUGAUACAAUCGUGGCCUUUUUAGCAUUACAUUUUUCACAAACUCACGCUCAACUAAAUUUAGUAGUAAAUCUGAUAUAACCUGUUCUGCAGAGUUUGUUGACGUUCUUUGUGCCUGUCACUUCAGCCUUGUCUUGGGAAGAUUAGACUGUAAAUGCCUUUGUCACACAUGGGCCUGCGGGAAUGCUGCGUGUCUCCUUUUGUACUCUCUCCUUCCUGUUUCCCUCCCUUCUCUGAAUUGUGAAGAAGAGGUUGGAAACUAACCUUCAAAAGUCUUGUUUUGCAAACCCUUGUCAAGUGCCUCUGUAGUAAUUAAUUGAUUGAAUAAAACAUGAACUGAUUUAGAAAUGGAAUAAAUAAAGAGGUGUUGUGUACAAUAAAGGGACUGGCUCUGGUG